AUGGGUAUCAUUCAAUGUGAUCGCGACGCCUCUUUGCUCAUUUCUCCGUUUCUUCUUAACUUUUUACGAUUUUCCGACAACUCCGGUAUCAGAUCACUAUUUGAAUACAUCUUUAACGGCAAUAAAGAGCACAAAUUGAUUGUUGAUCACAUAUCCAACAUUAAUAUCCCGAAUCUCUUCAUUUCCAUCAUCGAACAAGCUCAAAAAGAUGUUGACAAUGACGAAAACAAAGACUAUUCUGACUCAAACACAGAUUAUACCUUUGAAGAUAACCAAUACUCAUUUACGCACUACGAAAUGCUCCAAGUUACUAGUUAUUCAUUAACACAAUCAUCAAUGUGUGAUUUUGUCAGUGCAAAUUCGUCAGAUGAAUUAAAAGUCCAAUUAAAUGUUCCAAUUCACACAAACUGUUCAUUUCCAUCAGCUGCAUCCCUCAAUAAGAUGAAGAGUUCCAAUAGCAUGACCUCUUUUUCGUUCAAAGUCUCAAGAGAUCUUUCAAAUUUUGCUGAAACAAGAAAUGAGGAAGAUGUGGCCUAUUUAAUCUGCUCGUUACUUAAAAUUGGUCGGUCGAUGAUAAAACUUCAACAGUGA
Trichomonas vaginalis G3 is the source of this 591-nucleotide messenger RNA. RefSeq lists its product as uncharacterized. The coding region runs from base 1 to 591 and encodes 196 amino acids. The record is from RefSeq and is a predicted model, not a curated record. NCBI's taxonomy places the organism in Eukaryota, Parabasalia, Trichomonadida, Trichomonadidae. The transcript has a single exon.